Carlito syrichta (Philippine tarsier) is the source of this 688-nucleotide messenger RNA. It is a transcript of the gene ATP5MG, whose product is annotated as ATP synthase, H+ transporting, mitochondrial Fo complex subunit G. The record is from RefSeq and is a predicted model, not a curated record. Lineage: Eukaryota; Metazoa; Chordata; Mammalia; Primates; Tarsiidae. Gene Ontology annotation, molecular function: proton transmembrane transporter activity. The transcript has 3 exons. Gene Ontology annotation, biological process: proton motive force-driven ATP synthesis. The coding region runs from base 273 to 584 and encodes 103 amino acids.
GCUGCCCCAAGAAAUGCCUGAUUCUUUACGGAAUCCUAUUGUUUUUCAUAUGGUCUCUCAUCUUAUCUUUUCAUACUCACUCUCUCUCUGUGGCUGAAAAAAAUAAAUUUACCAGUUGAAUUCCGUAAAAAUCGUAGGACACCUAAGUACCUUGGUCCGGCGCAGAAAGAGGCAGCCUGACCUUGGAAGUGGGACGGGGUCCUGCAGCGGGUCCUUCCAGGGGGUGACAUUCGGCCGGCCUUUCGGGACAACGGACAUUCCAUCCUGGAACCAUGGCCCAAUUUGUCCGUAACCUUGCGGAGAAAGCCCCGGGGCUGGUGAACGCUGCUGUGACUUAUUCGAAGCCUCGAUUGGCCACAUUUUGGUCCUAUGCCAAGGUUGAACUGGUUCCUCCAACCCCUGCUGAGAUCCCUAGAGCUAUUCAGAGCCUGAAAAAAAUAAUCAAUAGUGCUCAAACUGGUAGCUUCAAACAGCUCACAGUUAAGGAAGCUGUGCUGAAUGGUUUGGUGGCCACUGAGGUGUGGAUGUGGUUUUAUGUCGGAGAGAUCAUAGGCAAGCGUGGCAUCAUUGGCUAUAAUGUUUGAAGACCAGUCUUUAACAUCUGAUGAUAUUUGACUUGUUAUCUGAGUGUUUUUGGACCAUAUGUGAUCAGACUGCUAUCUGAAUAAAAUAAGAUUUGUCAAAAAUC